Messenger RNA from Spodoptera exigua (beet armyworm), 732 nucleotides. The record is from the annotation of a GenBank genome assembly. Lineage: Eukaryota; Metazoa; Arthropoda; Insecta; Lepidoptera; Noctuidae.
AUGGGUCGGCUGCGGCUCGACUGGAGUACCACGGCCUCACAGAAAACCAGCGUGAAACAAGCACAGCGUUGUGUUUCGCCGUAAACCACUGCUCAUCUGUCAAAUGACCCUUUGUUGUAUCCGACGGCUUUCGUAAGAAGAAUAGAAGUAGAAGAAGGCGGCUGCGCAGUGUCGUCAUCGCGCACGCUGCCCAUGAAUAAGAGUCCCGUUGUGACUUGUGAAACUAGUCGAGCUUUCCUCGAGUCUUGCCAUUCUCCUGAAGAUGGAAUCGAUAUAAACGGAUUACCUGAUGGUAAGCAAUCAGCGCCGCCCAUGGACACCCGCAACGGAGGAGUUACCGAUUUAGAGAAUUGGGGGUUGAGGAAGGAUUGGGGUAGGGGAAGGAUUGGGCCUCCGGUGAGACGAGAGGGAGUGCUAGACUCCUACGGACUAAAACUUCUCGUGCCUUCUCCUACUCCGAACCAAGCUGCAGUACGUCAUUGCACAUGCAACUGCAACGUUCGGCUGAACAUCAGCUUUGGUGAGUGCACCUUUGCGUGGUUCUCUGCUCAGAUCAAAUGCACAGUUCGAGUAGCUUUUAUGGCUCAGUUUCCCUGCCCCUGGCCGAGAGGAUCCGAGGAUGCGAGGAUCCGAUCCAGAGAUUUACUGACAAAAAACUACCCUGUUCUUUCUCCUGCUCAAGGUGGAUACCGCAGUCCCUUAUUGCGCUUGCCCCACAAAAAGUUCGAAUAG